This is a messenger RNA of Zea mays, 4971 nucleotides long. RefSeq names its product Cyclopropane-fatty-acyl-phospholipid synthase. Gene Ontology annotation, molecular function: oxidoreductase activity; methyltransferase activity. The record is from RefSeq and is a predicted model, not a curated record. NCBI's taxonomy places the organism in Eukaryota, Viridiplantae, Streptophyta, Magnoliopsida, Poales, Poaceae. The coding region runs from base 80 to 2701 and encodes 873 amino acids. The transcript has 25 exons.
AUGGUCGUCCAACCAAGGAACCCAAGCCAAACUAGCUAGCCUGCACUAGCUUGCACCCUUAAGAAAUACAGCGAGAGAGAUGAUGAGAGUGGCCGUGGUCGGUGGUGGCCUAAGCGGGCUAGUGGCGGCGCAUGAGCUGGCGAGGAGCGGCGGCGCACGCGUCACCGUGUACGAGAAGGAGGACCAUCUCGGCGGCGCCAAGACCGUCGCCGUCAAUGGUGGAUCAGGCCCUGUUCUGGUCGACCUCGACUUCAUGGUCUUCAACCGGGUGACGUUCUCAAACAUGAUGGAAUGGUUUGAACGUCUGGGGGUGGAAAUGGAGAAAUCGGACAUGUCAUUCUCAGCAAGCUUACGGUUAAACGAAGGUAAAGGCUUUGAGUGGGGUACCCGCAAUGGUAUAUCUAGUGUUCUGGUGCAGAAGAGUAAUUUGCUUAGCCCCAGAUUCUGGCUCAUGAUCAAUGAGAUAUUCAAGUUCAAGAACCAUGCCCUCAAGUACCAAGAGGACUAUGCACGAAACCCUGACAAGAAUGAGACUUUCGGUCAAUUUAUUCAGUCACAUAGAUAUUCACAGCUGUUCCAGGAUGCUUACCUUAUCCCAAUGUGCGCAUGCAUUUGGUCCUGUCCACCACAGAACAUAUUUGGCUUCCCUGCUGGUUUUGUGCUUUCAUUUUUUUGUGAUAAUCAUCUUCUCGAGUUGUUUAGUCCCCUACAGUGGCUAAAUGUCAAAGGUGGUUCUGGGUGCUACGUGAAAAAGGUAAGAGAGGAAUUGGAGAGCAUGGGUUGUCAAAUUAAAACCGGAUGUGAAGUGAGAUCAGUUUCAAGAUUUAAUGGAGGUUACCGGAUUUUGGAGGCUGAUGGCUCAGAAGAGAUGUAUGACAGGAUCAUAUUUUGUGUUCAUGCUCCUGAUGCUCUAAAAAUACUAGGAGAAGAAGCAACACCUCAUGAACGGAGAGUUCUAGGAGCUUUCCAGUAUAUCUACAGCGAUUUGUAUUUCCACUGUGAUGAAAGUUUUAUGCCACGUAAUUCUUCUGCAUGGAGUGCGAUGAACUUCUUGGGGACUACAAGCAGUGGUGUUUGUGUUACCUACUGGUUAAAUAUACUUCAGAACAUUGAAUCUGCCGGACCUUUCCUUGCAACACUUAACCCUCCUCGUGUUCCCGAUCAUGUAUUGCUAAAAUGGCACACUAGGCACCCGAUUCCUUCCAUGGCUGCUGCAAGGGCUACUCUUGAGCUCAAUAGCAUACAAGGGAAGAGGGGAAUAUGGUUCUGUGUCCCAUAUCAACAAGGUUAUGGAAAUCAUGAGGACAGCGUGAAGGCUGGGAAAGCAGUAACUUUAGGGUUGCUUGGCAAGAAAUGUGACCUUUUGGUGAACCCGAAACCCAUGAUCGUCCCAUCAUGGACUGAGGCCGGCGUACGAUAUAUGGUGGCAAAAAAUCUAGGAAAAUUCAUAACCAUUGGUAACUUCAGCAUGCUCGAAGAUGGAGGCACUUCUCUUAGUUUUGGCAAAACAUGUGAAAGAUGUCAACUAAAAUGUGUGAUACGGGUUCACAACCCCCAGUUCUAUUGGAAGAUUGCAACCGAAGGAGACCCUGGUUUUGCAUAUUCCUACAUCAAUGGUUAUAUCUCGUUUGUUGAUAAAAAAGAAGGCAUCCAGAAUAUUGUCGAGAUUAUUAUUGCUAACAGAGGUGAACGGAAAAGGUUGAGCAGUACCCGUGCCAGGAAUAAAAGUGGUUAUGUAAAAAAGGGCUGGUGGACACCCUUGUUUAAAAAAAAUGGAGCUGCAAUGGCAAAAUAUGUUUUGCAUGAAGUCUUAAGGAGAAACACUAUAUCAAAAGCUCGUAAAAAUAUCUCUGCACACUAUGACCUGAGUAAUGAUUUCUUUGCUCUUUUUCUGGAUCCGACGAUGACUUACUCUUGUGGUAUUUUCAAGGCGGAAGAUGAGAGUUUAGAAGCAGCGCAGCUACGUAAACUUGACAAUCUAAUUAAUAAGGCUAAGGUGGAUCCGGGGCAUCAUGUCCUUGACAUUGGCUGUGGUUGGGGCUCGUUAGCAAUACGUUUGGUGAAGAGAACUGGCUGCAAGUGCACGGGAAUUACAUUAUCGGAGGAGCAACUGAAAUACGGAAAGAGAAAGGUGAAAGAAUUUGGAUUAGAGGACCACAUAACUCUCCUGCUUUGUGAUUACCGUCAAAUACCGAACGGCCAGAAGUUUGAUAGGAUUAUAAGUUGUGGGAUGCUUGAACACGUUGGCCAUGAGUUCUACGAAGAUUUCUUUGCCUCCUGCGAGUAUCAUUUGGCCGAACACGGCCUACUUGUCCUCCAGUCCAUCGCGGUCCCAGAGGAACUGUACGACAAAAUGAGGACGAAGCCUGACUUCCUGAAGGAAUAUAUCUUCCCAGGUGGCUGCAUACCUUCUUUAGCUCGGAUUGCAUCUGCCAUGUCUAACGCAUCAAGGCUGUGCAUACAACACGUUGAGAAUAUUGGGUACCACUAUUACCCCACUCUGAUUCACUGGAGGGAGAACUUUGAGGCUAAUGAAGAAAAAGUUUUGGCCCUAGGAUUUGAUGAAAAAUUCAUCCGUACUUGGGAGUACUAUUUAAACUACUGUGCAGCUAUGUUCAAAUCACACAUGGGUUUAGAUUACCAGAUAGUGUUUGCUCGCGCAGGCGAUGCGAAGUUGCCGAGCUAUGUCGCCAUUGCGUAAAUGGAGGAGGACGUCGUGUUUAUGUUUUAUAUGUGAGACAGAACAUUGUAUUUUCUUUGUUAGUUAGGAAGUCCAACAUUCGCCAAAUAAAAAUGGUUUGCUAGAGAUGACUCGAGGGUGAGACAAGUGUCAAAGCCGCAUGAUGAUUAGGUUGUCAACUUCCGAGAGUUUUUCUUGGCGGGGCAAAGGUUUCCUAUGAUCCUUUUUGUAUUGAAUGUGAUAAAGAAGUUUAAGGUUAAGUUUCAUCAUUUGAAUCCUUUGUGAUUUUCUUUUUAUUUUUUUUGUGUGGGUACGAAAGUCUCAAAAGGUAGAAGUUAACUAGAACAUGUUUGUGCAUACGUAUUGAGUGCACAUUCAACCGAGGAAGGUGUCUGUGUGUGGUGUAACCUUCACAUGUCAGUUCAGGCCUUCAGGGUUUAUACCUUUUGUUGGCUAUUUGUUGAAUAACAGUGCUAUCAUGUGCAGUGUUCGGCCUACAGUUUCCAUUCAAAAUUUCCAUAGUGGGCCGGUAAAACCCGUCAAAUUAUUGAAAGCUUGAUUGAAUUUGAAGGAAUUUCGAAUUUCAUCCAAACCGGGUGCUCUGUUGGGCACACUACUGAGCCCUUUGUAGCACCAGCGUGCAUUUAUCCUUUAUCUCCAGCAGUUCCCCAGCGGUCCCCACUCCUGGCUCCACACUCCCACCCGAGCAGCAGCAGAGGCUGCCGGCAGCACCUCCCCCGCGCUCUCCCGCUGCGCUAUCGCCGCCGCAUCAACCUCCCGCCGCGUCGUCCUCUGAUCGACUCGGAUGGCCGAGGUCACGCCGCCCGCCGACGGGCAGCCGGCGUCGUGGUCGGAGAUCCCGCGGGACCUGGCCGGCAUGGUGCUCUGCCUCCUUCCGGCCUAUGCGGAUCGCGCCCGCUUCGCUGCCGUGUGCCCGCAGUGGCGCGCCGCCGCGCGGCUGCUCGCCCCUUCCUUGCCCCCGGCGCUGCCACUGCUCGCGCUCCCGAACGGCAUCUUCUACAGCCUCCCCUACAGCAAGCCCUGCCGCUUCCCUGGCUCCGGUUGCGUCGGGUACAAGGGCGCCGCCUUUGGCAGCUGGCUCGUCUUCCCGCGCGACGAAGGCUGCUUCUUGGUCGACCCUUUCGCUGGGGCCACCGUGACGCUCCCUGCUCUGUCUUCCGUCCGGCUCCGUCCACCAAAUGCAGCUGAUAAUUACGUCAAGUAUCAGGAGCGUGCUACACCCAAUGGCAGACAUUAUGUCACGUGGCUGGAUAUCAGAGACUCCAAGCAUGUGCCCACAAUACAUUAAACAAGCUGAUCAUGUGCUCUCCAAACCUCGUCGCUGCAUUUGUUGGCACAGGACACAUAAGUCAGAUUCUGAUGUGCCAGCCAGGCGCUUCCUCAUGGUCUGUUUGCGCAUAUGAUCCGUGUGCUGCAUUUGAAGACAUGGCUUUCUAUCAGGGCAAGCUCUACGCCCUUGCUGAUGAUGAAAACCUCCUCGUGGUCGACAUCAGCCAAGACCAAAGCACUGGCGACCCACAUGUCUGUCGAAUUGGACAGGUCAUCAAGGGUGAUCCCGACCAUUUGUUUGAUGCUUGGAUGCCAGAUGACACUACUGGCAGAAAGAAGCUGUACCUAGUCGAGUCAUGCGGUGCAUUGCUGAUGGUACGCAGGAAGGUAUGCUGCAGAAUGGUAGACGACACAGUUGUUGCUGGACGGAUUUGUGAGUUUGAGGUGCUGGAGGCUGACUUGGAGCACUCGCAGUGGGUGGAUGUGACAACUCUUGGGGAUGACCAGAUGCUUUUCCUUGGACGACCGUGCUCUAGGGCUGUGUCGGCAUCUCAGUAUGGGAUGUCUAAUGAUCAGAUCUUCUUCUUAGAUGAUGUGAUGGAGAAUGCUGAGGAGUAUGCCUUUGAUGAGGAGAACACUAGUGUCAAUGUCUACGACAUGAGGAAUGACGAGGUCUCUCGUCCUCUGCAGAUGGUCUGGAAGCACGAGAUGUUUCUUGCGACAUGGAUGUUCCCUAGGAGCUAAAUAGAAGGUGUUACUAUGCGUCCUGGCACUGAUUACUAGCUGUCCCUGCCUGUUCUAAGGUGAUCAAUUACCCCUAUGUCAUAUGCUAACUUCAUCAGUGUUUUGUGGCUUUAGUGUGUUGGCUACUUCUAUAUUGGGAAAAUAUGGUGGUUACUGGUCAUGUGCCUGUGCAACCUAUGAAGUAGAUCAAAGACUAAAUUGUCUAACCGUACUUUGAUCUAUAUAUGCUUGGUACCUGUAAGAGCAUUUAAGUUGAA